CAAUAGUCGAGUUUAGCGUUGCCGUUUAAGUCCAAUUGAACCAAAAUUGAGAUAUGUACAUCUCUACUUAAAACAGAUGUUCUAGUACAUUUAAAUUUUUUAUAAACAAAUUUUUGUGCAAGCAUGAAUCCGAAUAUGAAUAUGCAUAGCAUGCAACAGAUGAACAUCGCCGGUGUUGGUGGUCAAAAUCCAAUGAUGCAGCCUGGAGUUUCGCCGGUUUCUAUGAUGCAAGCUUCCCCGCAACAACAAAUGCAAGGCCAAAUGCAAUCACAAGUAUCGAACGCUGCACAGCAACAACAACAACAGCAGCAACAACAACAACAACAACAACAACAGCAGCAGCAACAAGCAGAAAAACUGGACAACAUUUUAAAAGUCAAAAGCCUACUCUCUCCAUUGCGCGAAUCACUUUUUCUUACGCUAAGAACAGGAGCAUUUGCAUUGCAAGAACAUAACUUAGCCGAUAAUCUUAAACGCGAUGCAGCGUCUCAUGCAGGACGCUUUGAAAAGCAUUUAGAAGAUUUUUAUGCUUAUUGCGAUCAAAUUGAAUUGCAUCUGAAAACAGCGAUUCAAUGCAUGCAGCAACUAUCAUCCGCACAGCACUAUCUACCCAGUGCAGUCACAGCAGCACGUAUGGAGCCAUAUAUGCAAGAAAAUCCUGGUGGUCCCAUGACCUACUCCACCUAUCUCAAUAUUGUGCGAGUACAUGUGCAGUCGGCGAAGGAUAUACAUGACACUUUAAUUAGUGCCGCCCAAAAUAUAUCCCAAGCCGAUUGAUGAAUGCCUUAGAUCAAUAAGCGUAAAUGUCGAAGUCACACUGAUAAUGCUUGUUAGAUCAUUGUAAGGAAAAAUUAAUGGACAUUUUAUUUUAUUUAAGAGAUUAAAUGAAAGCUUGCUCACAGCAGCAUUAAAUAUGUUUCGUAUCAACUACUUAAUAUGUAACCGUUUGUUGAUAUUCCUUAAUAGCUAAAAAAAUAAAUGUACGUAUAUAUGCAUGUGCAAUAUACAUAUGUUCAUAUUAAAUUGAAGCAAAACAGAG
Molecule: messenger RNA, 1039 nt
Organism: Rhagoletis pomonella (apple maggot)
Lineage: Eukaryota; Metazoa; Arthropoda; Insecta; Diptera; Tephritidae
Gene: ix
Product: mediator of RNA polymerase II transcription subunit 29
Exons: 2
Coding region: 124-777 (217 amino acids)
Biological process (GO): regulation of transcription by RNA polymerase II
Cellular component (GO): mediator complex
Molecular function (GO): transcription coregulator activity; transcription factor binding
Source: RefSeq, a predicted model, not a curated record